AUGCCUAGAGCGACCAGCGCGCGACAUCAACGGGACGAUGAUGUGACUCGCAGCUGGUACAUCAGCGGCAUCAGCAGGAACAAAGCCCAACUCCUUCUCCUCUCGUCCCCGAAUCGGCACGGCUCCUUCCUUAUCCGGGACAGUGAGAGUAACAAGGGGGAAUACUCUCUGUCAGUUCGGAAUCAUGCCAAAGUGAGACAUUUCAGAAUCUACAAGGAGCCUGGAGGAAACUUGUACUUGGAAAAGGAACAUCCGUUUCCCAACCUGGAGCAGCUCCUGACUUAUUACACAGUCAACUGGAAAGUCAUCCAGAGCCCCUUGCUUCAUCCCUGCAUCCAAAAGAGGUCUCUUGAGACAGACCAAUGGGAACGUCCCCGUUCAGAAUUCACGCUGUGGAGGAAGAUGGGAGAAGGAUGUUUUGGAGAGGUGUGGGAAGGAAUGUGGAAGAACACAGUGCCAGUGGCCAUCAAAAUCAUGAAGCAAGCAAACAUGAGGGACGACUUCGCCAAGGAGAUCCAGAACUUGAAAAGCCUGAAGCACGCCCGGCUCAUCAAACUCCUCGCAAUCUGUUCGGUCGGCGAACCUGUCUACAUCGUCACGGAGCUGAUGAGGAAGGGCAACUUGCACAGCUACCUCAACAGUAUAGCAGGGAAGGAACUCACCAAGCAUCAUCUGCUCAGCAUCUCUUGCCAGGUGGCUGACGGAAUGACGUACCUGGAAGAGCAGCAUGUCGUUCACAGAGAUUUGGCAGCCAGGAACAUUUUGGUGGGAGAUGAUCUGGCUUGCAAAAUCGCAGACUUCGGCCUUGCUAGACUCCUCAAGGAUGAUAUUUAUUCCACCAGCGGCAACGCCAUGAUCCCCGUGAAAUGGACGGCCCCUGAAGCAGCCGUUUACCAGACGUACUCCCUCAAAUCAGAUGUUUGGUCCUUCGGGAUUCUUCUCUAUGAAGUUUUUACUUAUGGGCAAUGCCCCUAUGAGGGGAUGACCAACCAAGAAACUAUCCAGCAGAUCACACAUGGCUACCGUCUCCCCCGGCCUAAUAACUGCAGUUCUGAAAUAUACACCAUCAUGUUAGACUGCUGGAAGGUCAACCCUGACGACAGACCGACUUUUCUUGCCUUAAGGGGGAAGCUCUUCUCUAUUUACAAAUGGGCCCAUCACCCAUUCUCUUGAAUGUCCUUGACGGUAUUGAUUAUGGACAGUCAGUCCUGAAUCCUCCACGGGAUUAGUAGGAACUGUGACGAGAUACCCAGCCUAAGCCAACCUUGGGCCUAAAGAAUAUUUUAGACAUUUGAAACUGGAAUAUAUGAAGAAGGCCGCCUUCUUGGGAGGCACAACGAAGACGCCCACUUGUCUUUCCUUGAGGCAUCCACUGGAGGAUUAUCUGCUAGACAUACUCACAAUGAAGAUGUCCUUGUGAAAGGAAGCAGAAGAUGUAAGGUUCUCCUCGUGCAAGCUAUGGACUGAUUUACUCAUGAGGUUGAUUUUCAUUAUUCAAUAAACAUGUGCACAUGAAAUUGAA
Messenger RNA from Heteronotia binoei (common prickly gecko), 1522 nucleotides. It is a transcript of the gene SRMS, whose product is annotated as src-related kinase lacking C-terminal regulatory tyrosine and N-terminal myristylation sites. Gene Ontology annotation, biological process: protein phosphorylation; cell surface receptor protein tyrosine kinase signaling pathway; cell differentiation. The transcript has 8 exons. Lineage: Eukaryota; Metazoa; Chordata; Lepidosauria; Squamata; Gekkonidae. The record is from RefSeq and is a predicted model, not a curated record. Bases 1 to 1173 code for a protein of 390 amino acids. Gene Ontology annotation, cellular component: extrinsic component of cytoplasmic side of plasma membrane. Gene Ontology annotation, molecular function: signaling receptor binding; non-membrane spanning protein tyrosine kinase activity; ATP binding.